GCGGCUUUGGGGAGGGGGCAGCACGGUAGCCUGACCACAGCACACUUGGUGACCCUGUGCCAGCAAAGGACCACGCGGUCAAGAGGCGGACCCUCGGGGUGUGGUGUGUCCACGUGUGCAAGCUCGGGAGGGGGCGCCGGGGAGUGACAAAGACGGACUUUGUGCCCGAGUGUGCGCCCCGCUCCAGCUCGGAGCAGCGCGCGGUGCUGGCCGAGUGGCUUCCCAGCGAGCCGCGACGAAGGUGACAAAGGCCAGGUGGCUGCGGCCGAGAGGACGCUCCGAAGGGGCCUCCGCGGGUUCCAGCCUGCGCUCCCGCUGGGACCUGCGGGCAGGGAGAGGCCGCGCCCCGCCCGCGAGGUGCACCGAGCUGCGCUCCAACGCGCUUCCCGGAGCCCCAGGCGAGUCCCCAAAGGAUUCAGCCGGAGCCUGGCAGGGGAGCCAGGAUGGCCAGCCAGAAAGCCUUGCUGACAUGCCUAGGACUGCCUCUCCUGCUGCCAGGGGCCUGGGCUCAGGCCCAGAGGCACCCCCCACCUGGCUGCAGCCCGGACCUCAAUCCUCUCUACUACAACCUGUGUGACCGCUCUGGGGCCUGGGGCAUCAUCUUGGAGGCUGUGGCUGGGGCAGGCGUUGUCACCACUUUUGUCCUCACUAUCAUCCUUGUGGCCAGCCUCCCCUUCGUGCAGGACACCAAGAAGCGGAGCCUUCUGGGGACCCAGGUGUACUUCCUGCUGGGGACCCUGGGCCUCUUCUGCCUGGUCUUCGCCUGCGUGGUGAAACCCGACUUCUCCACCUGUGCCUCUCGGCGCUUCCUCUUUGGGGUCCUCUUCGCCAUCUGCUUCUCCUGCCUGGUGGCCCAUGUCUUCGCUCUGAACUUCCUGGCCAGGAAGAACCACGGGCCACGGGGCUGGGUGAUCUUCACCGUGGCAGUGCUGCUGACCCUGGUGGAGGUGAUCAUUAACACAGAGUGGCUCAUCAUCACGCUGGUUCGGGGCGCGGGCGACGGGCCCCCCCUGGGGAACGGCAGCAGCGGCUGGGUCUCAGCCUCCCCCUGUGCCAUCGCCAACAUGGACUUUGUAAUGGCACUUAUCUACGUCAUGCUGCUGCUGCUGGCGGCCUUCACGGGGGCUUGGCCCGCCCUGUGCGGCCGCUUUAAGCGCUGGCGGAAGCACGGGGUCUUCGUGCUGCUUAGCACGGUCACCUCCAUCGCCAUCUGGGUGGUGUGGAUUGUCAUGUACACCUACGGCAACAAGCAGCAUAACAGCCCCACCUGGGAUGACCCCACGCUGGCCAUUGCUCUCGCUGCCAAUGCCUGGGUCUUUGUUCUUUUCUACGUCAUCCCCGAGGUCUCCCAGGUGACCAAGCCCAGCCCGGAGCAAAGCUACCAGGGGGACAUGUACCCCACACGGGGUGUGGGCUAUGAGACCAUCCUGAAGGAGCAAAAGGGCCAGAGCAUGUUUGUGGAGAACAAGGCAUUUUCCAUGGAUGAGCCUGCUUCAGCUAAGAGGCCGGUGUCACCCUACAGCGGGUACAACGGGCAGCUGCUGACCAGCGUGUACCAGCCCACCGAGAUGGCCCUGAUGCACAAAGGCCCGUCCGAAGGAGCUUAUGACGUCAUCCUCCCACGGGCCACCGCCAACAGCCAGGUGAUGGGCAGUGCCAACUCCACCCUGCGGGCCGAAGAGGCGUACUCAGCCCAGAACCAUCAGGCCACCACCCCGCCCAAAGAUGGCAAGAACUCUCAGGCUCCAUCCCCGCAAAAUAAAACAAGAUGGUAACAUCCUCUUCCCUGGAUGGCACAUCACCCUGCUGGCCUCAUUCCUCACCUUGUGCUUGAUACCGGGAAGGGCUGGAGGCCACCAACUUGGAAUGGUGGGUGGGGCGCCUGUGACACCCCCAGGCAUGUGGCUGGGCUAGGGCUCCUCGAUGCUCAGAUCACCUCUCCUGAUCCCGGAGUGACCAAGACCACAGGCACUGUGCAUGUCUCCUUGCUGCCGCCACCUCUCACUUGAUGCCUUCUCCCCAUGCCCCAGCCCCUGCGUCCUCAGGGGCCCUGUCUUCGCAGCAUGGCCCUCUCUGCGCAUCCUGGGUUGUUGGUGUCCAGCAGCAUUGGAGAGUCCCUUCCUCCAGUCUUUGGAGCCCAGCUAGGGCAGAAGCUGGCCUUUCUCAGCGGGGCUUCCUGCCAGCACCUGAGCUGGGCCAGAGCUCCCUCAAAGCCUGAGUAGACACCACUCCUCUCCCUGGCCCAAGGGUCCUGGAUCUGGGUCCCUUUGGUGCUUGACUCCGAGACCCUCGGCACGAUGACCCCUCUCUCUCCUGUCCUCGAUGAGCUGGAUUCCAUCAAGAACAAGGUGGGGUUUGGGACUGCAUUCUCAGGGACCAGUUGAGAGUCCUGGACCUCAUGGGAUGGAGACUUUGAAAGAACUUGAGAUGGAGAGAGGGAAGACUUAGAUAAAUGUCACCUGGAAGUGAAGACCGUGCCGCUUCCUGGUGGGCAGAAGGAUAGGCUCCUACGUCACCUGGGGCACCCAGACGUGCUCGAGGGGAUCCCAGUGACCCCAACCCCCACCCCAGGCGGCAGGGGUGCCUUGGGGACUUGUGUGAUGCUGACACCGAGGACAGAGACAUGCAGGAUUCCAGAUUUGUGGUGAUAUCUCCAGCGUCGUCUUGUGGCUUCUCUGUCUCUGGGACACUAGAUAGAACUGGUUUACCCUCGGAGUGGGGGGUGGGGGAUCAGGAAGAACUCAAGUCUCAGCCCAGCAUCAUUUUGGGGAGGGAGAGGUCACUCAGACUGCACUUCAGUCAGGCCAGGGCCACCCUCCUGUCCCCAGCAGCAUGUGCCUUUGUUCCUGGAGAAACACUCCAGAGCGAAAUUGGGUGGAAACAAUGAGGGUAAGCCCUCCCCCCCAUCCACCUUCACUGAUCUCUUGUUGCUCGCUUCCAAUAAUGGAGUAUUACUUCCUCCUGAUGGAAGGUGGGGGGCUGUGUGUGCCUCAGACUUACCUGGAUCUAGGUUAGCAGCCCAAAGGUUCCUCACAGUGAGUGAAGGCACUUGCUCUCCAAGGUGAUGGUCUCGUGGGCAUCCCCACAGCACCGGGUGACCUGAGGGAGGAAAGGAGGGAGGUGCUCCUAGGACAUGAAGGCCUGGCCUGAUUUAGGAAUAACCACCCCUCCCCCUGCUAACCUCCCCCCCAGCUUGGCCUGCUCCAGCAUCCUGUCUUUGACUAAGGAGGAAAAAAUCUUCUCCCAAGUGGUCCAGAUGCAUUCAUGCCCAGAUGGGCCUGCAGUGGGGCACAAAGAAGUAGCUAGAACCUGCUGUAGGUGCAUCAAGAUGCCUGGACCAGUUUCUCCUUGUGGCCCGAAGCGAAACAUCAAUAGUGUGGACUUCAUGACUACUGAGAAUUAAAUGACCUCCUCUGUGAGGAAUCCUC
Molecule: messenger RNA, 3428 nt
Organism: Erinaceus europaeus (western European hedgehog)
Lineage: Eukaryota; Metazoa; Chordata; Mammalia; Eulipotyphla; Erinaceidae
Gene: GPRC5C
Product: G protein-coupled receptor class C group 5 member C
Exons: 5
Coding region: 444-1775 (443 amino acids)
Biological process (GO): G protein-coupled receptor signaling pathway
Cellular component (GO): plasma membrane; intracellular membrane-bounded organelle; signaling receptor complex
Molecular function (GO): protein kinase activator activity; G protein-coupled receptor activity
Source: RefSeq, a predicted model, not a curated record